AGCAUUUGUCUGUUAAAGUGUUUUCUAAAAGCAUUUGUUUGAUAGCGAAAAAAACGUUUGUCAGUAGCAUUUGUCUGUUAAAGUUUUUUUCUGAAAGCAUUUGUCUGGUAGUGAAAAGCAUUUGUCAGUAGCAUUUGUUUAAUGUUGAAAAAGCAUUUGUCAUUAGCAUUUGUCUGGAUAAACUCUGGCCCGUUUGGUACGCCAUAGGCGCCAGCCCAGCUGAGAUAAUUUGCUCUGUCAUUCAUUCAGAAAUAUGGACAUUGGACAAUAUGAAUAACGCCAAUCAGGCGCUUGAGCGCCUUAAUAUGAUUAUCACAAUGAGGCCACCUGCGCUGCACCUGCUUCCUGUGCAAAAUCUUAUUCUGCAACAGCGGCCAACCAGCGUCGAAAUCCUGGGUGUUCCGGGUCUACAGCAUCUGCCGGCUGAACUACAGAUGUUUAACGUGGACCCGCAGGGCAGCACACUCCGAUUCCUUCCGUACGAAGAAGAACGAUGGGCAAUUAGCCUCUUUUUUGACGGCCACUGGAAUACUGUGCGAGGACUUACUGGGUAAUCAUGCACUGUAGUGACUGUACCAUCAUUGGAUAGCUUUCAUUGCUUGUUUUUCAUGCGGCCAUGUCACAUUAAUUGUCGCUAUCGAUAGAACUGCAGAAUCACUGAAUCAGAUACCGUGAAUUUUGGCAAUUGUGGCAUGAUAGCGUGGAAGGACUAAGACGAUAUUGCAAAUUGCUGUAUUCUUGUUCGGUAUGCACACACGUUAGACUCUUAAUUUUCUUAUAGGCUUAUAUCGUCUUUUGCUUUUUGUUGCUGCUUGUUAAUAAAUGUUUAUUAAAAUUCUGGUUGAAUGUGGUUUUGUUUGACGGUGAAGCUUGGUUUUAUGAAAAUUUAUCAGUGGGAUUAAUGCGCGGAUGGGGCUCUUGAGUCUUUGACGGAGGUUACUCUCAGGAACCCCGCGGAAUUCGCGAAGAUAUGAUGAAGGGUCUGCCCAAAUCCGGCAGUUGGCAGGAUCUGAAGGAUCAUAUGCGGGAAGCGAGCGAUGUCUGCUGUGCGGACGACAAUAAGGACGGCACCGGCAGUGUGGAGUUUGUCCGUCGUGACGACAUGGACCACGCCAUCAAGAAACUGGACGACACCAAGUUCCGAUCUCACGAGGGAGAAACAUCGUACAUCCGCUUGAAGCCGGCGGAAGGCGGCAGUCAUUCCCGUUCGCGCUCCCGCUCCCCACGCAGUCGCAGCCGGACCCCUGUGCGCUCCAAACGCAACGACUCGCUAGCGCGCGGGGAUGAUGGCGCCGUCAGCGACCACGACAGUAAGCGCAAGAAGGAGGCGUCGCGUUCGCGCAGUCGCUCGGCGCAUUCGCACUCGCGCAGCAAGACACCGGCGUCCCGCAGCAAGAGCCCGGCUUAAUGGGUGGAUCACCAACAGCUUCCACUUCCGGGCCAUCACAUACAUUCACCUCUACUGGAUACACCGUUUUACUGUCAGGAAAGUGUUGGUUGUCGGGGAAUAUUGUUGCGCUGACGAAUGCGUAUUGUUAAGGCAUAAUUGUGGCUGUUAUUCGCUUUAUUUAACGGUUGCCAUGUUUCUUUUUCCUGCUGUAAUCAGGUCUCAUCGGAAAUGUUUGUUAACUUUUUAUGACGGCAUCGUAAUGCAUAACGGGUAUCCGCUGUUUUUGUUUUGGUGGCAUCACGGGAAUUUUUAUGAAACUUCCAUUUAACUGCUCUUGUGGAACUUUGUGGAAGCAAUAGACUGAAAUCAAUU
Molecule: messenger RNA, 1762 nt
Organism: Paramacrobiotus metropolitanus
Lineage: Eukaryota; Metazoa; Tardigrada; Eutardigrada; Parachela; Macrobiotidae
Product: serine/arginine-rich splicing factor 1-like
Exons: 5
Coding region: 971-1408 (145 amino acids)
Cellular component (GO): cytoplasm; ribonucleoprotein complex; nucleus
Molecular function (GO): mRNA binding
Source: RefSeq, a predicted model, not a curated record